This is a messenger RNA of Penicillium paradoxum, 918 nucleotides long. RefSeq names its product metallophosphatase domain-containing protein. NCBI's taxonomy places the organism in Eukaryota, Fungi, Ascomycota, Eurotiomycetes, Eurotiales, Aspergillaceae. Gene Ontology annotation, molecular function: hydrolase activity. The record is from RefSeq and is a predicted model, not a curated record. The coding region runs from base 1 to 918 and encodes 305 amino acids. The transcript has a single exon.
AUGUCUUUCAGAUUAAGUGCAGUCGACAGCGACACAUCCUACAUCAUCACGCCCCCGUCCCUAUCAGCCUGGCAACGGUUUCGAGAGCAACCUUGUCUCUUCCUCGCUCGCAAGCUCUAUUCGUGGCGCCCAAUCAAUGCACCCCCACCCCCUGCACACCCCGUCUCCAUUGUUUGCAUCGCGAACACCUAUAGAGAGCGACCAGAGAUACCGUAUGGCGACAUUCUGAUUCACGCUGGCGAUCUGACAACAGAAGGAUCCCUCGCUGAGCUCGAAAUUACGUUGAGCUGGCUGCACGCCCAGCCACAUCCCCUCAAGAUCGUGAUUGCAGGUAGGUCUGACUGGUAUCUUGAUCACCUAAAGAUAGGCGGUCGUCGCUGGAGACUUGGAGACCGCCCGAUGGUACAAUGGGGUGACAUCAUCUAUCUGGAGCACCAGCAGAUCACAGUGAAUUGUGCAGAUGGGCGACAAAUCCAUAUCUUUGGAAGUCCAUAUUCACCCUUGACCACGCCAUCCUUGGCUUUCCAAUAUCCUCGCACUGCAGACAUCUGGGAAUAUGUUCCCGGUGAUAUUGAUGUCUUCGUCACUCAUACUCCAUCAUACACCCAUCUCGACUCUCUCAGAGGCUGCCAACACCUCUUGGAUCGAAUUUGGAAAUAUCCUCCUCGACUGCAUAUUUUCGGGUGUUCUCUUGAGAAUUAUGGCACUGAAUGGUUGCACUUUGAUGCUCUUCAAAAGGCUAUGGAACGCAUUGAGGCUGUGGGUGGAGGUUGCUUCAAUCUUUUGAUGGUCGCCAAAGGUCUGUUGCAGGCCUUUUGGCACCCUGGAAUUAAGGCUAAGACCCAGCUUGUGAAUGCAUGCAGCCAUGGAGAACUGGGAAGUCUCGAACAUCGCAAGCCGAUCAAGAUUUACGUUUGA